Camelina sativa (false flax) is the source of this 1399-nucleotide messenger RNA. Its product is annotated as telomere repeat-binding factor 4. Gene Ontology annotation, biological process: nucleosome assembly. Lineage: Eukaryota; Viridiplantae; Streptophyta; Magnoliopsida; Brassicales; Brassicaceae. Gene Ontology annotation, molecular function: double-stranded telomeric DNA binding. Gene Ontology annotation, cellular component: nucleosome. The record is from RefSeq and is a predicted model, not a curated record.
UAUACCCAAUAGAUAUACAUACAUAUAUCAAAAAAAGAUUUUUGUAUGGAUUUGCAAAUAAAUAUUGAAUAAUAAGAAGAGAAAAAAAAAGCAAUAAGUUAUUGGGGACAAAGCGCGGCGGAAGAAUCGGCGGCGAGACGUCCUUUGUCACCAAUAAUAUUUGAUUUGUGUGAUUAUAUACACACAAAAAAACGAAGAAGCGACACAAAGAGGCGAUAACAGAAGAGAUGGGAAACCAGAAGCUUAAAUGGACGGCGGAGGAAGAGGAGGCAUUACUCGCCGGUGUUAGAAAGCACGGUCCCGGCAAGUGGAAGAAUAUUCUCCGCGAUUCUGAAUUCGAUGGGCAGCUCUCUAAUCGUUCCAACAUCGACCUCAAGGAUAAGUGGCGUAAUUUAAGUGUUGCCCCUGGCAUUCAAGGCUCUAAGGAUAAGAUAAGGACACCAAAAAUCAAAGCUGCUGCUUUUGAUCUGGCUUCCGCUGCAGCUGCCGCUACCUGUAAUCAAAUCCCUAAUGCUAUCCCUUCUCCAGUAGCUAAACUUAUCCGUAAUGUAUCUUCUGAAAACAUUGAGGAGUUUUGUAACAUUGUUGUUGAUGCGAAGAAUGUUCCCAGAUAUGAUGGAAUGAUAUUUGAAGCUCUUUCAGCCUUGACGGAUGUUAAUGGAUCUGAUGUCAGUGCAAUUUACAACUGCAUUGAGCAGCAACGACAUGGAGCACCACCAAAUUUCAGAAGGAUGCUUAGUUCAAGAUUGAGGAGGCUUGCUGCUCAGGGAAAACUUGAAAAGGUUAGCCACUUAAAAUCAACACAGAACUUCUACAAGAUGAAUGACAAUAGCUUGAUACCAAGAACACCACAAGUAGCGAGACCAAAAGAGAUGAACGCGAAACCCCGGCAGACACACAGUCAAGGACCCUCUAUUUCACAGGAGAUGGUUGGUGAAGCUUCAAUAACCGCAGCUUAUAAGCUCGUGGAAGUAGAGAACAAAUUAGAUGUGGUCAAAGGAUCGUCAGAAGAGAUAGAGAGAAUGAUGAAUCUGGCAAAACACGCGGAGUAUAUGCUAGUGAUAGCGAGAGAGAUGCACGAAGAAUGUUGUCAGGGAAAUAUUAUGUUCCUGGAUUGAGGAUGAUGGGACAAAAAAGAAAGCAGCACAGAAUCUGGAGUUGCUAGUUGAUAAUAGGGGCUAUAUUAGCUUUUUGCGUUAUCUUCUUCCUUUGUUUUUAUGAUUACCAACUUUAGGAAUAUGUUUGGACAAAAAUAACACUUAACUUUCUUUCAUUUUAUCAUCAUAAAAUUAGGUAGUUGAGUAAUUUUAGCCCAAACAUCUGAAUUUCUGGUGUGGUUGGAAAGGAUCGUAUUAUUUUUUUUGUAUUGUGUGCUUUUAAAAACCAGAUGAUUUUUUUA